UGAGAGCUAAAAUUCCAUAACACUUCAAGGUCGUAAUUUAGAUUUGUCAAAUUUCAAAAAUGUUCAGUUUGUAUUUUUAUUUUAUAACUGACAUUUUUAUUUUAUAAUUUGUAUUUUGUUGUAACGUGUCAAUGAAUAAUAUUAUUGUCAAUCACUCGUAAAUCAUUACGUUUUUAGAUUUAAAAAAAAAAUUUUUUUGACAUUAACACACAUUAACAUUUUCAAGUAAAUUGCCUGCAAUACCGACCCUCUCUCGUUUAUGGUUCCCCGCAACGAAUGUCGAAUUCGUCGACACAUCAAGCUUCGUUGCCUAAAGCCCUAAAGUAACGUUUAAAAAAAUCAUCAUCCACGUGUGCAUGUGUGUAUUUUGAUUGAUCACGUUUUGAUAAAUAACUAUAAUAAAUAAUAGACAAAACUAGCUAAUUAAUAAUGGCAAAAGGACGAAGAAAUAAGGGUCGUAAAAAUCCUGCAAAGAAACGUACUGAUGAUCAAAAGGAUAAAAAUGGAUGGGAUAGCAGAGGUCAAAGCUACGUUGAAAUUGUUCGUGAAAAUAAAGAUUUUGAAUUAUAUUAUAAAACUCAAGGUAUUGUAUCAGAAUCAGACUGGGAUUCAUUUAUAAAAACAAUGCAAGAAGAUUUACCAGCAGCAUUUCGUAUAACUGGAUCAAAAUCAGAGACAAAAGCACUUCUUAAUAUAAUUAAAACUAAUUUUUUUGAAAAAGAAACAGACAAAAAAGUUGAAACAUUAGGUGAUGAUGAUAAUAAAGACAAAGAUGAAACAUCAUUAGAGCCUGAAAAAGUAAAACCAAAAUGUUUACCAUUUUAUCCAGAUAAUUUAGCUUGGCAAUUACAAUUAACACGUAAAGAUAUUCGUCGUUCAGAAGAAAAUUUUCGUCUCCAUAAUUUUUUAAUAACUGAAACAAAUGCUGGAAGUAUCAGUAGACAAGAAGUUGUAAGUAUGAUUCCACCAUUGGUACUUGAUGUUAAACCAUCACAUAAAGUAUUAGAUAUGUGUGCUGCACCUGGAUCAAAAACAGCUCAACUUAUUGAACUUAUUCAUGCAGAUGAAAGUAUACCUCAUCCUGAAGGUUUUGUUAUUGCUAAUGAUGUAGAUAAUAAUCGUUGUUACAUGUUGGUACAUCAAGCUAAACGUCUUAAUAGUCCAAAUAUACUUAUUACAAAUCAUGAUUCAUCAAUUAUGCCAAAUUUUAAAGUAACAAAUGCUGAUGGUACAAAAGGUAUUCUUAAAUUUGAUAGAAUACUUGCUGAUGUUCCUUGUACUGGUGAUGGUACAAUGAGAAAAAAUCCAGAUAUUUGGUGUAAAUGGAAUCCAGCAAUGGGUAAUAAUCUUCAUGGUAUACAAUUUAGAAUUGCUAAAAGAGGAUUAGAAAUGUUAGCUAUUGGUGGAAAAAUGGUUUAUUCAACUUGUUCAUUAAAUCCAAUUGAAAAUGAAGCUGUACUUCAUAGAAUUCUUCAAGAAGCUGGUGAUUCUGUAAGAAUACUUGAUGGUAGAAAAUAUGUACCAGGUUUAAAAUGUAAUCCUGGUGUAACACACUGGUUACCUGGUACCAAAGAUAUGGUAUUUUAUAAAAGUUGGGAUGAAGUACCACAACAAUGGCAUACACAAAUUCGUCCAAAUAUGUUUCCACCAAAACCUGAAGAUGCUGAUAAAUAUAAUCUUGAUAAAUGCAUUAGAAUAUUACCAAAUCAUCAAGAUACUGGUGGUUUUUUUGUUGCUAUAUUAGAAAAAAUAAAAUUAUUACCUUGGGAAAGUUCAAAUGAUAAUAAAAAUACUGUUAAUUCUAAGGAAGUUAAAGAAACAGAAAAACAAGAUGAAUCAAAAGAAGAAAAAGUUGAUGAAAAUAUUGAUGAAAAUAAUGAAAAACGUAAACUUGAUGAACAAGAAAAAGAAGAAGAUACUAAAAAUAUUUGUCCUAAAAAACCAAGACUUGAAGAUAGCAAUACAUUAUCACAAGGUAAAAAAAAACGUGUAUUAGGCUUUCGUGAAGAUCCAUUUGUAUUUUUUAAAGAUGAAAAUGAAGAUGUAUUUCCAUCAAUAAAAAAAUUCUACGAUAUUUCUGAUAAAUUAGAUCCAAAAUGUUUACUUGUUAGAUGUCGUGAAGGAAAAAAAAAAAAUAUAUACUUUGCAUCACCAGCUAUAAGAGAUAUAUUAUUAUUAAAUGAAAGUAAUGUUAAAAUGAUUAACAGUGGUGUUAAAACAUUUGUACGUUGUGAUAAUAAAAAUAUGCAUUGUGCAUUUAGACUUGCACAAGAGGGUCUUCAUAGUGUAAUACCAUUUAUUGGUGAAUCAAGAAAAAUUAAAAUUGACAAAGAAGAUUUAAUAUCAUUACUUGAAAAUGAUAAUCCACGUGAGCCACCAGAAAUAACAAAAUUAAGUGAAGAAUUACAAAAAAGAACAGUUGGUAUACCAUCUGGUAGUUGUAUUCUUAUGUAUGAAGAUAAAAACAAUGAUGAUUCUGAACCUUUUAAAAUGCAAUUGGUUGGAUGGAGAGGAACAAUGUCAUUAAGGGCAUAUAUUCCUUCACAUGAUUUAGUUCAUUAUCUACGACUUCUUGGUGCUGAUUGUUCAAAAUAUGAGAAAAAUAAAUUUGAAGUCAGUAGAAAUGCUAUCAAAGAACAAGAAGGAAAUAAUGAAGCUGAAAAAAAUGAUAAAGAAGAUGAAGAAAAAAAUAUUGAUGCUGAAAUUAUUACAGAAAAAAAGACAGAAAAAUUAGAUAAUAUGGAAUGUGAAAAAAUGGAUGAAACUGUUUAAAUUUUAUAUAUUUUUUUUUUUAUCAUAUUGAGCACGAUUUUUCUCUUCAUUUUAUUAUAAUUUAUCUACAAAUUUAUAUUUUGUAAUUAAUGACGGAAUAAAAAUUCAAUUAAAUUUUUAAUUUAAUUGAUGGAUAAUUAUA
Messenger RNA from Aphidius gifuensis, 2914 nucleotides. RefSeq names its product tRNA (cytosine(34)-C(5))-methyltransferase (gene Nsun2). The record is from RefSeq and is a predicted model, not a curated record. Lineage: Eukaryota; Metazoa; Arthropoda; Insecta; Hymenoptera; Braconidae. Gene Ontology annotation, biological process: tRNA methylation. Gene Ontology annotation, cellular component: cytoplasm; nucleus. Bases 430 to 2772 code for a protein of 780 amino acids. The transcript has 3 exons. Gene Ontology annotation, molecular function: tRNA (cytidine-N5)-methyltransferase activity; tRNA binding.